UUUGAAAAGCCUUUUUAUUCAUUAAUAAAUGUCUAUUGGCAAUAUGACUCCAGUCGUAUCGUUUUUAUCGAAUUCCUAGUCAUGCGUGCCCUAAGACUACAUUAAAAAAGCUUGCCAAUAACUAUACAUGCUAUCCGCUAAAUCAUUUUUGUUCAUUUGCGAACGAAUCCCAAGCUUUUCAAGGAUCAUUUAAGACAUGUUUUGAAAGACGAACAUUCAAGAUAUACAUAAUUAUAAUAUAAAAGAUAAUAUUUCAGUGUUCAACGCGGUAACUUGUGGAUAUCUAGAACACGGGAAAUAAGAUAUGUGCACAUGUAUUAUAUUGUUGGAUUUUUAUUGGGCUGUGUUUUAAUUAAGGCCUACCGAGAUUAUAGAAGGAUGCCGAAUUGUACUCUGGUUAUAUACGUUCUCGUGCUGGUCAUGGACCUAGUGGUCGGAUGUUCGAUCAUCGUCUGGAAGUGUAAAUUCAGCGAAUCAGAAGAAGAGUGUGAGCUGGCCGCUGGAGGAACAGUUGGCAGUGUUAUUAUAUGGAUACUAAUUAUGCUCGUGUGCCCGUGCUUCGCUACAUGGAUAGAGAUAUGCGUUACUCUGGAUAACUUUAAAAAGAAAUGCAUUAAAUACAUGGACAAAAUACGACCUAAAAAGUCACGUGAUGUUGUAAUUCAGAAAGAGGCAAACAAUCAAACAACUACGGUGCUGCUAGAUAAAGGUCAAGCUCCGUCAGUUAAUCAGCGCUCAAAUAUUAACAUAUGUAAUGAGACACGAGGAGCCAGGGACCAAAGUGCCAUUAUUCAUAAUACAGAUAGAGCCAGGAACCACAUACCUCCCUGUCACGGACCCAGUAAUCAAACUACUGUCAUCAAAUAUCUACAACAAGAUGUCCCUUGAAUACUUCACACAGAGCAUAGAGACAAGACAAUAAGAAAGGUUUUUGAAUAGUCAGAGAGAAAGAGCAAAAUAUUUCGAUGAUAAAAGGACACGUGAUAGAAGUACGAGAAAACGCACUAUUGAGCAGUAAUUAAUCGUUCCGAACUCGUCAUGAUAAAGCACUUGCUUCUACGAAAAUAUACAUGUAACUUCAUAGUAAAGAAAUAUAUUUUCAGAAGACAAAACAGUAAAAUCCCCAUAUUAGACCUUAAGGAUAAAAGUACCAAGGAAGUACAUGUACAGAACCGAGGAGUGAUCAGUGUAUCAUAUCUGGCAACAUUUUACAAAAUCAUGUACCUUUUAUCAAGAUUAUGUAUCAAACUGAAAUUAUUCCUAAAUGUGACGGCGUCCAACACAAUUUUCGUCCUUUGAAAUGCUGGUACCUAAAGAAAAGGUCAGUGAAGUCAAAUAUUGAAGUAAGACUGUAUAUCUAAUCAUCCCCAACAUCGAAAAUAUUACCAUCAGGGUAUUUAGUUAUCAAAGUAUAACUGUUACUUUAAGAUAAGUGUACUGUUUUAUUAACGAUAUCUUGUGUACUUUGUGAAAUAAAACAAUAAAUGUUA
Molecule: messenger RNA, 1490 nt
Organism: Mercenaria mercenaria
Lineage: Eukaryota; Metazoa; Mollusca; Bivalvia; Venerida; Veneridae
Exons: 5
Coding region: 313-888 (191 amino acids)
Source: RefSeq, a predicted model, not a curated record